Molecule: messenger RNA, 1523 nt
Organism: Oncorhynchus mykiss (rainbow trout)
Lineage: Eukaryota; Metazoa; Chordata; Actinopteri; Salmoniformes; Salmonidae
Gene: slc25a29
Product: solute carrier family 25 member 29
Biological process (GO): mitochondrial L-ornithine transmembrane transport
Cellular component (GO): mitochondrion
Molecular function (GO): high-affinity L-arginine transmembrane transporter activity
Source: RefSeq, a predicted model, not a curated record
ACUGUAAUGUGAUUGGAUACGAUGUUUACCCGAAGCAGGUAGUAAACACCUCCAAUGCCAUCUGUCAAAACGUUGGUCAGACAGACACAGGGUCGAGGUUACUACAGAGAGGGGAUCGUAAAAUCACUUAGCUCGGACAGUUCAUGGAGGUUGUGUAGCUACUCUAUUCAUACCUCAGUGAUUCUAACGGACGCAACAAGGAAAUAUUAGCUAGCAAGUUGAUAGCACAUUAGCCUAGCUACGAGACGAAGACUGUUGCCAACUAGCGCAGCUGUGUUUCAUCAAACUGUGUAAGUGGCAAACGAAUCGGCAUCAAAAAGUAUUAAUUAACCGAUAUUUGACACUCUUAAUCGGAAAUUUGUACUGAAGAGUGGUGAUGGACUUUCUCGCUGGCUGCAUUGGCGGUGCUGCCGGAGUCUUAGUAGGGCACCCUUUUGACACGGUUAAGGUGAGACUCCAGGUCCAGAAUGUGGACAAGCCUCUCUACCGCGGGACCUACCACUGUUUCCAGUCCAUCAUUCGGCAGGAGUCGAUGUUUGGGCUGUACAAAGGCAUCGGCUCCCCCAUGAUGGGCCUAACCUUCAUCAAUGCCAUAGUGUUUGGAGUGCAGGGAAACGCUAUGCGUUACCUGGGCCACGACACCCCUAUGAACCAGUUCCUGGCCGGGGCCGCAGCCGGAACCAUCCAGUGUGUCAUCUGCUGCCCCAUGGAGCUGGCCAAGACACGCAUGCAGAUGCAAGGCACUGGGGAGAAGAAGUCCAAGAGGAAGCUCUACAAGAACUCCCUGGACUGUCUGGCCCGUAUCUACAAGCGGGAGGGGCUGUCGGGGGUGAACCGUGGCAUGGUUACCACGCUGAUCCGAGAAACCCCCGGUUUUGGGGUCUACUUCCUGGCCUAUGAUGUCCUGACUCGCUCCAUUGGCUGUGAACCUGACGACCCCUACAUGAUCCCCAAACUGCUAUUCGCCGGUGGGAUGUCCGGGAUUGCCUCUUGGCUCUCCACCUAUCCAGUGGACGUGAUUAAGUCCCGCCUCCAGGCGGAUGGGGUGGGUGGGGUCUACCAGUACACCAGCAUCGCUGACUGCGUGCGGCAGAGCGUGAGGAGGGAGGGGCUCAGAGUGUUCACGCGAGGUCUUACCUCCACCCUGCUCAGGGCAUUUCCCGUCAAUGCUGCCACCUUCGCCACCGUCACGCUGGUGCUGCUGUACGCACGGGGAGUGGAAGAGGGGCCCAAAGACUGUGAGCUGGGGCCCCCCAACACAGCUCACCACACACAGCUACCGCAGCAGACCCAGGCUUCCAGCUUGUGAUCUGAGUCUGGAGGUGUUACUCCCACCAAAGCUGCUCUACUGUGGGGUGGGGGAGGGAGAGAAACCCAUUGGGACCCAAUGCCCUUUGAAUCGCUGAGUAUGGAAACCCAUAGACUCCUGAUAUUGUACACUACCGUUCAAAAGUUUGGGGUCACUUAAAAAUGUCCUUGUUUUUGAAAGAAAAGCAACAACAACAAAUCCAUUAAAAUCACAU